AGGAGAAGCGGAAGCGAAUGGAUGGAUGGAUGGAGGAGGACAGAACACCGUCUCCUGUGUCUAUGGCCAGUGACUGGUCCAAAGGUCGUCCCCCAAACUUCAGUAAUGAACCGGGACCCUCAGACACAAAGGGAAACAAUAAUUUGGAGGAAGAGGAGGAUGGAACAUCGUCCCUCGUGCCCAGCUGUAUGUCUAUGGCCAGUGACUGGUCCAAAGGUCGUCCUCCAAACUUCAGUAAUGAACCGGGACUCUCAGACACAAAAAAGAACAAGUGUGUGCAGGAGCCCGUGUCCAGUUCUGAAUUUUGGACAGCCAGUAGGAGCAGCUGUGUGCAAAUAGAUGAUGGCCUUCAGGAAGUUUUCGAUGAACAUAAAGUCUGUUUGAAGAUGCGAUGUCAAUCUGUGACUGAGGGAACUGUUAAAACAGGAGGUGAAACUCUCCUCAACGCAAUCUACACUGAGCUCUACAUCACAGAGGGACAGAGUGAGGAGGUUAAUACCCAACAUGAAGUGAGUCAACUUGAGAGAGCUUCAAACAAGAAGACCCUCCAUGAUGCUCCAAUUAAGUGUUGUGACAUCUUUAAAGCCUUACCCGAACAACAAAUGCAAAUCAAAGUGGUUCUGACCUACGGUGUUGCUGGCGUUGGAAAAACCUUCUCAGUGCAGAAGUUCACUCUGGACUGGGCAGAAGGUUUGGAAAACCAAGACAUCAGUGUGGUGGUUCUGCUUUCAUUCAGGGAGCUGAACCUGAUCAGAGAUGGGCAGUAUAGUCUCCUGGAGCUGCUCCAGGUUUUCCAUCCAACAUUACAGAAGGUCACAGCAGAGAAGCUGGCUACUUUCUGA
Molecule: messenger RNA, 842 nt
Organism: Pundamilia nyererei
Lineage: Eukaryota; Metazoa; Chordata; Actinopteri; Cichliformes; Cichlidae
Product: NACHT, LRR and PYD domains-containing protein 3-like
Exons: 5
Coding region: 18-842 (274 amino acids)
Source: RefSeq, a predicted model, not a curated record